AUGGCCGCCUCCUCAUCGAAGCCAUCGAGCUUCCUGCUCUACUCCUGCAUCGCCCACCGCACAACCAUCCUCGCCGAACACUCUUCCCCAGGUACAUCCUCGAGCGCCGCCUCGUCCCUCGCUUCCAUUAUCCUCCCCAAGAUCAGCCACGACCAACCGCAAAAGCUCACCUACACCCACCAGCGUCUCUUCGUGCACUACAUCGCCGACUCACCCGCAACGCCCAGCACCCCCGAUGACCCCCGCCAAGGCGAACCCAACUCCUACGCGCCCCUCAGCUACAUCGUCGUCGCAACCGCCGAACAAGGCCGCCGCAUUCCCUUCGCUUUCCUCCUCGAAAUCAAGCGCAAGUUCCUCACCACCUAUUCGCCCUCCAGCACGGACUUCUCUGCUCUACCGGCUUACGGCUGCGCCGCGUUCAACAAUGAGCUCCGCUCGCUGCUGCAGACGUACAAUACGGCCCCGCCGGCGGAUUCGCUGGCUUCGGCAAAGCGGGAGAUCGAUAGCGUGAGGAACAUCAUGACGGAGAAUAUUGAGCGGGUGUUGGAGAGGGGUGAACGGAUUGAUUUGUUGGUGGAUAAGACGGAUCGGUUGGGUGGUAGUGCUCACGAUUUUCGCAUUAGGAGUCGUGGGUUGAGGAGACGGAUGUGGUGGAAGAAUGUCAAGUUGAUGGUUUUGUUGGCUGUUGUGGUCGUGUUCUUGGUGUGGUUGUUUGUGGGGAUGGGGUGCGGGUUGCCUGCUUGGGGGAGGUGUGUUGGGCAUAGUCAGUAA
This is a messenger RNA of Aspergillus luchuensis, 771 nucleotides long. RefSeq names its product synaptobrevin family protein. Gene Ontology annotation, biological process: vesicle-mediated transport. The record is from RefSeq and is a predicted model, not a curated record. Lineage: Eukaryota; Fungi; Ascomycota; Eurotiomycetes; Eurotiales; Aspergillaceae. Bases 1 to 771 code for a protein of 256 amino acids. The transcript has 2 exons. Gene Ontology annotation, cellular component: membrane.